CUGAGGUUUACUUUGUCGGGUCAAUAAAGAUUUUACUUUGAAAGUUUGGAGCGGAAGCUGUGACCGUGUAGUGUUGUAUGAAUGAAGGCUGUCAGUGAGGUGACAGACUGAGCAUGAGGACAACAGGUGUGUGCUGACAGCUCGCUCUCCUCGCCAGGUUAUCAAUAUGGCCUCAUGGAUUAUUCAGAUGACUGUGGUGCUGCUGUCCGUCUUCGUCUACAGCAGCCAGGGGAAGAGAGACCAGGUGCUCUACUGCUCAGCAUGCAAAGCGAUUGUGGAUGAGCUGAACUACUCGAUCAGUCAGGUGGACCCGAAGAAGACCAUCAACGUGGGCAGCUUCAGACUCAACCCCGACGGAUCCAUGAAAGACAAAAAGGUUCCUUUCGCCCGCUCAGAGACUCACCUCAGCGAGCUGCUGGACGCGGUGUGCGGCAGCAUGAGCGACUACGCCCUCCACGUGGACCCUGACACUCAGCGCAGACAGUACAUGAGGUUCGCUCCCAGGACCGGCGGGAACACCGGGGUCUUCCCCGACUUCAAGAACUUCCAGUUCGACGGGCCCGAGUCGUCCGAGGCCAUGAAGUUCGCAUGUGAGUCGGUGGUGGAGGAGCUGGAGGAUGAUAUCAUCUCUCUGUUCAGCCGGGACGUGGAGCAGGUGCACGAGGAGCUCUGCAGCAGAGUCUCAGACUACUGCAGAGCCGGCGGCCACUCGAACGAGGAGUUGUAGUGUUUGACAGUCAGAGGACGGAGGCGGGACCAGGGACCAGCACAGACUGUAAAAGUUUUUGACGAAUGAUCGAUUAAGUUUUUGAAUAAAUAAAAGAGGAAAUCUUGACAAAAAAUAUUGUGCACUUUAGUUUCUGUCUGAGGUUUGAGACGGACGCUGAUGUCACUCGUAUUAUUAUCAGACCCACACCGAGCGGUGAGAGACUGUGUUUGACAUGCAGGAAAUAUAAGAAUAUUUUACAUCAGCUGAUUCAUUUAAAUGAUAUUUCAUCUCCACAUGUUUCCAUCUGUUUGAAAGAAACUGAAACACUAAAUGAACUGAAUGAUGAAUCAGUUAAUUAAAGAGUUUUCACAGCA
This is a messenger RNA of Seriola aureovittata, 1083 nucleotides long. It is a transcript of the gene cnpy1, whose product is annotated as canopy FGF signaling regulator 1. NCBI's taxonomy places the organism in Eukaryota, Metazoa, Chordata, Actinopteri, Carangiformes, Carangidae. The transcript is spliced from 6 exons. Bases 167 to 727 code for a protein of 186 amino acids. Gene Ontology annotation, cellular component: endoplasmic reticulum. The record is from RefSeq and is a predicted model, not a curated record.